AUGGCCAUCGAAAACAUCUUGAUACUUGGCAACGGAGAUCUUUGCCGUUCUAUCAUCUCCGCUCUAUGCUCACGACAGACAUUAUUGUCUGACGACUGCAACUACAAGAUUACUGUACUAACAUACCUUUCUCAAACACUUACUCUUCCAAUCAAUCUGUCCCAAUUUCAUGUGUCACACAAAACGUCUGAUUUUACACCAACCACACUACAGUCAGCUUUCGCCGGCUAUGAUGUUAUCCUAAGCACAAUGGCAGGUGGAGACUCGGUCCUACAGAUUAGCAUAAUCAACGCCGUGGUAGCCGCUGGAGUCAAGCGAUUCGUUCCUGAUGAGUUCAGUCAUGAUAGUCUGAACAAGCAGCUACAAGCCCGCCUACCCAAGCAUGCAGAACGAGCAAAGGUCAUUAACCAUCUCAAGAACCUGUCAGAUACUAGUCCGAGUUUUGAGUGGACGGCAGUCGCUACAGGGUAUACACUUGACACCAAAAUCGUCAAUGGAGACAUGGGCCUUGACAUGGAAUGGCAAAGUGCUACUUUUCAUGGCACAGGGAUGGAGCUAUUUGCGGUGUCCAGCCUAGCAAGAGUAGGCCAGGUUGUAGCUCGAGUGCUUGCCCAGUGGGAACAGACCAAAAACCAAUACAUCUAUGCUGCCGGCGCCAUCAUAUCAGCCAACGACGUCCUGAAGUCUGUCGAAGAGACGACCGGUCAAGAGUUUGCCGUAGGAAAUUAUGGCGUAGAAGAAUGCAUCGAAGAGGCGCGGAAGAGGGUCGAAAGAGGCUAUCCUGAUUCGGGACUUGCUUUGCUCGAGCGGAGUAUUCUCUACGAUGGCCAGUUGGAUGCAUCAGCACCUUUUAGGACACACAACGCCAAUGAUAUGCUAGGCCUUGCACCAGAGUUGGCAAACUUCAUUGUUAUAGAGGCAUAUCAUCACUUGAAGCAUCUUGGCAAACCAGGUUGCGCAUGUGCAACAUAA
This is a messenger RNA of Bipolaris oryzae ATCC 44560, 972 nucleotides long. RefSeq lists its product as uncharacterized. NCBI's taxonomy places the organism in Eukaryota, Fungi, Ascomycota, Dothideomycetes, Pleosporales, Pleosporaceae. The record is from RefSeq and is a predicted model, not a curated record. The transcript is spliced from 2 exons. Bases 1 to 972 code for a protein of 323 amino acids.